AUGCAGAUGAGCGACGCCAACUUCGACUUCAUCCCCUCCACCCUCUCCAUCAGUCAUUUCAAUGACGCCCUAUUCGGACUCCUCUCCCGUGGGUACAGUCCCCGUCAGGCACACCGUAUGCUUAUCAAGCUGACGGGAGAGGAGACUCUAAAACUUUAUAAAGUGGAAGAUAUCUUUGAAUACAAGAAAAACGAGCUGCGUCGGAUGGACAAGAAGGCGUGGGUGUCGUUGGAGGCGGUGGUGUAUCAACGCUCUUGGUUGAGUAGUGUGAAAGAGUCGAGGAAUAUGAGAAGCGCCCUGCCACCACCACAACUUCUCCCAGAAUCCUUCAAUUCCCCCACGCCUUCCAUCAACCACCUUCUCAUCAAAAUCUCUCCAAACCGUGUGUCAAUCCAUCUCGAUGACGUCACCAAAACCUACGAGGACUUCACGGCCGGCUGUCGUGUCACUAUGGAUGGGCGGGACAAGUUUCUGGCGGUCGUUCGGACAGUGGGCGUGGCCUUCGUGGAUUUAACACGGGUUUUCGAGAAACCAGAGCUCCGAGUAGGCUGUUGGGAGAUCGAGUGGAAGGAUGGAGUCGCUGGAAGGAACCCACUUCCCCGUACCCAUCUUGAAGUCUACGCUAUGCUCCAGAAUGUUCUGGAGUCUACUGGUCAUUUGAUCUACGUGGAAUCUGUCAAAAUGACCACUGACUUCGCAAGCCACGCCCACCAGAUUCUUCCAUUCCUCCAACCUGGUGCCCUGAAAAAAAUCGAUAUCAAGAAUAGCCAGCCGGAGAUUUUGGAGACCAAAAUGUUCGAUACGGAGGCAUUCAAGGGGGCGGAGCAAUUUGAUUGUGGAAAUCUUGACGUCACUUGGGAGGAUAUUGUUGGCAAAAUGACGCAUUUUGGAAAUGCAAAUGUCUCCACGACAUAUCCCAUCACUGUUGAGAUGUUUGAGAAGUUGGUGGAGAACCUCAAAUCCAACUCGAAACUUUCAAAACUCUCUAUUCAAAUCGUCAACGAUAACCCGGGUACCACCGAGGUGAAGCAUCACCUCCGUGUUGGUGGUGCAGGAGAUCGAACAGAAGACGUCGGAAUUCAUUAUAUCACCACGGAGGGCUCUGCUUCGCGGAUCGGAGUCAUUGUCAGUGAUCAUCAUCUGAUCAUCUUGGGAUCACAGAUUCAGUUUUGA
Molecule: messenger RNA, 1173 nt
Organism: Caenorhabditis remanei
Lineage: Eukaryota; Metazoa; Nematoda; Chromadorea; Rhabditida; Rhabditidae
Exons: 4
Coding region: 1-1173 (390 amino acids)
Biological process (GO): innate immune response
Source: RefSeq, a predicted model, not a curated record